Messenger RNA from Syngnathus acus (greater pipefish), 2074 nucleotides. RefSeq names its product sprT-like domain-containing protein Spartan (gene sprtn). Gene Ontology annotation, biological process: DNA repair. The coding region runs from base 175 to 1698 and encodes 507 amino acids. Lineage: Eukaryota; Metazoa; Chordata; Actinopteri; Syngnathiformes; Syngnathidae. The record is from RefSeq and is a predicted model, not a curated record. Gene Ontology annotation, cellular component: nucleus. The transcript is spliced from 4 exons. Gene Ontology annotation, molecular function: metalloendopeptidase activity; polyubiquitin modification-dependent protein binding; single-stranded DNA binding.
UCUUCACAAUCUGGCGGCAUUCCCGAUGUAAACAGUGUAGCUAGUCGUUCAUUUUCUCGUGUUUUCGUUUAUAACAUUUUAAUUUGACAUUAAAUUGCCAGUGAGUUCCAACCUGAUUGGCGCUCUUAAAGUUGCCAGUGGGGGUGUCACUUUUGGGAGGCUUCGGAUUUAGACAUGAAUGACGACUAUGUGCUCGCCCUGCAGCUUCAGGAGCAGUUCGACAAUGAAGCGAACGACGUGGAGAUGGACACCGGGCCGCUUGUCCCCUGGAAGCCCGAGAGACCGCUGUCUGUCGUGGACGCGUCGUGGGAGACGCUGGACCCCACACCCGACGUCCGCGCGAUGUUCCUGGAGUUCAACGACAGGUUCUUCUGGGGCAAAUUGAGUGGGGUGGAGGUCAAGUGGAGUCCUAGGAUGACACUGUGUGCAGGUGUGUGUUCUUAUGAAGGACGUGGUGGACUUUGUUCGAUCAGACUCAGCGAGCCUCUGCUCAAGCUCAGACCCCGUAAAGACCUGGUGGAGACCCUGCUGCACGAGAUGAUCCACGCGCUGCUGUUCGUGACGCAGAACAACCGAGACCGCGACGGCCACGGGCCCGAGUUCUGCAAACACAUGAACCGCAUUAAUAAACACAGCGGCGCCAACAUCACGGUAAGCCCCUCCGCCCGCCUCCUCUCUCUUCACACCAUCAUUGUUAUUUUUUCCCUGCAGGUGUUCCACAGCUUCAACGACGAGGUGGACGCAUACCGCCAGCACUGGUGGCGCUGCGACGGGCCAUGCCAGACGCGCAAGCCCUACUUGGGCUUCGUCAAAAGGGCUAUGAAUCGGGCCCCCUCGGCCCAGGACCCUUGGUGGGGGGACCACCAGAGGACGUGCGGGGGUACCUACACCAAAGUGAAGGAGCCCGAGGGCUAUGGCAAAAAGAAGGAGGCCAAGAAGGUGCCCGCCGUUGAAAAGCCAGCAGGAAGUCGGGACAUUCGGGAUGUGAUGGCUUUCAGCGGUAAAGGCUUCGUCCUGGGCGGGACCUCAUCCUCCUCCGUGAUCAAGCCAGCUGGCCCCGCCUCCUCCACUGUCAGUAAACCCGUCACACCGUCGUCGCCUUUGGGGCGAGUCUUUCCCACCGUCAUAGCGCCGGCGACGCAGGGUCACAAGGUGCCCGCCAAGAAAUCGGUCGCUAACAUUAGAGCCUUUGUCAACAUUAACGGGUCGCCGGUUAAGAUCCAAAGGCCUGUUCGCGAUAACGCCGUUGGCGGUACUGGGGAAGGUGGCAACGUUAGCAUAGGCGACGGUAAUCCUGGUCUCAGCAAGCGUGAAGAACCGGGCGGACUGAAGCAGAUGUCCGUUGAUAUGUUUUUCAACAAGUCUCCCAAUUCAUUCAUCACCAAAUGGCCGACUCCAACCACUUUUAAUAAUAGCGAUACGUCCAUGUCGUCGCCCAAGUAUUUGUCGGGCAACACCGCCGCCAACACGCCUCAGUGGAAGAAGAGACCUCUGGACGACCCAACUGGCAUUUUUGAGCUCUUCAACAAGAGGCUGAAGGUGGAGACCAUAGACAUUACGGAAUCGCCCCCAACAAGCAGCCACGCCGCUGCCGCCGCCUCAUCCUCGUCUUUGCCGGUGAUGGUCAUGUGUCCCGUCUGUCAGGCCAGCGUGCAGGAGUCAAGCAUCAACCAGCACCUGGACUCCUGCCUCUGCUGAGGCGCGAGGAUGAGGCACUGUUAGAAGAGAGUUUAGUUUCUCAAAAAUAUUUUCAUUAUUGUGCUUGUGGUUUCCACACUGUUCAAGGCACUUUGGUUUGCCUUCAAGAUGAGACGCGUUGCUUUUUACUUGAAGUCUUUGUCGGCCAACUUUUCACACCAAAGAUUUUGAUACACAAUUAGGAAAACACUGCGUUGUUGUGGCUGCUAUUCAGCAGGAAGAGACUCGGUGGCUUUUGGCGAGACUCACGUUUUCUUGCUGUUUAUUCAUUUUAUGUUACUAAAUUAACUUUUUACAUGUUUGUACAAAUUUGUAUAUUGUUAAGCUUUUAUGCGUUUUCACAGUUAGAAGUGUUAAUAAAGUUUUUUCAAUGCAA